AUGACACGGAUUCUGUGGUUAUUAUUACUGGUCACUGGAUUACCAGAAAUAUCAGGAUGGACCUUGACUCUGAGCCCGACAGAAGAGAGACUCCAGAACAGACGGUCCGGUGACAAUUUCCUUGCCGUUUGCAAAGUCAAGGAUUUUGAUGGAGCGGCAAGUGACGCCAAAAUCGAAUGGUACCGAGACGGCAAACUGAUUCCACGCUUUGGAAGUACGAUGACCAUCGAAAGAACCUACAGCAAUCAGUUGAUGAUAAAUCGGCCAAAAAUCUCGGAUGGCGGAAAAUACACCUGCAAAACAGAAAUUCAUGGGGAAACUCAGGAAGUCUCGGCUGAAAUCAGUUUCGUCGAUCCACCAAAAUUCCUUAACAUCCAAGAGGAGCAACAUCCAGAGGAAGGGACACGUGCCGAGAUUGUGUGUGAAGUCGAAGGGGACGAUCAACUCGAGGUUUUCUGGCAAUUCAACGGUGUCACCCUGGACGAGACAUCCCAAAGAGGCUACGAAUUCUCCGAGAACAACCAAAUCCUAUACAUUCCACACUUCACUGCUAAAAUUGAUGAUGGAGUCUACAAUUGUAAUGCUGCCCAGUACUCUUCCUUCGAAACGCUGUCAGUGAACGUGACUGGCUAUGCGCGCCCUACAAUUACUGUAUUCGACGUGCCAAAUGAAAAUCGAGGCAUCGAGGGGCAUACAAUUGAGCUCAAAUGCGGUGCUGUCGGAAAACCAAAACCCACCUAUAAGUGGUUUUUUGAGGAUGACGAAGUUCCAAUUGCCCGUUCUGACAAACACAGUGUCGAGGAAGGUCUCCUUAUCAUUGAAUCUCUCAACUCUGAAGAUGCAGGAACUUACAAGUGCAUUGCUAACAACACCGUUGGAACUAACGAGCGUGGCUUCGAUUUGGCCGUUUUCUUAAAACCAAAGGUUGACUUGAAACACGAGCAUGUGGUCAAGGAGGGAGAAGACGUGGAACUUGUGUGUAGCUAUCAUGGAGAAGGACAAGUCACCGCCAAAUUCACCACUGGAUCACGCGAAUUUUCAGUGAAAAAAGUGCAUGCAAACUCCGAAGAAAUUGAGAUGGAGCAAAACUCUGAAGAAUCCACAACCACUGUAAAUUCUGCUUCUCAAGAGGAGACCGGCACUGCUAGUGAUGAAUUGGAACUGAAAUCUGCUGAAAAUGUUGAUAACUCUAAUGAAGAGGACGAAACUUCUCAUCAUGACCAUGGAGACCAAGAUGGAGAAGAUGAAGAUGAAAAGGAAGAGUCGACGAAAUGGAAGAGAUUUGCCGAUGACGUCAACUCCGAGAGAAUAUCCGUGCGAGCCGAGGACAACAAGUUGAUCCUUUCUAUCAAGAACAUCGCACUUGAGGACGCAGCUGAUUACACUUGCGCUGUUUCAAAUGACGCUGGUACCACCAACAAAGUCACUCAAGUUGGAAUCAUCCAUCCACCAACCCUCCGUCACUACACUGGACCGCAUGUCCGUUCUUAUGAUGGUAAUACUGUCUCCAUUUACUGUGAUGUGUCUGCUGUUCCAAGUCCGAAAUGGCAUUGGUACAAAGACGGAAAGGAGGUUGAGGCUAACGGAGCUUCUAUUCAAAUUGACACCCAGACCUCUUCCACUAAACUCACCUUGGAAAAUUUUGAUGGCAGUGAUAACUAUGGAGUGUAUACUUGCAAAGCAGACAAUGGAGUUGGCCAACUUGAGAAACAGAUUGAAGUUAUUAAAGUUGUAUCUCCACCAACUCCAGCAGGAAUGGACUGCAAGAAAAUGAUCUACCCGAACUAUGGAAAAUGCUCGUUCGAUUCUGAUGUCUACGAGAAGAAAGAGAGCAAACCCCAAACGCUUGAUAUAUUGAUUGCCAAGUUUGAAGAAAUGGAGUCAGACUAUAACUGGAGUGACGCACAAACUGUUUCCGUGCCAUUCGAAGAGGACAUCACAAUCCCAGACUUGGCAUCCAACACUCAAUAUGUCAUUAAGGCUCGUGCUGUCAAUGAAGCAGGACGCAGUGAGUACACUGACGAGAUCAGUUUCGAAACUACGGAUCCAUGGGCACCACAGUCACCAGGAAGUGUUACAAUGAAGUGCUCGGAUUACUGUAUUGUUUCAUGGGAUACUCCAAAUAGCCAUGGAAGUCCACUGUUGAAGUACAAGAUCACUAUUCAAGAGAUGAAGGUGAAGACGGACGAAGAGGAGAAAGCUGCCAGCAGCGAAAAAUCAGCAUCACAAGAGGCUGAGGAAAACUCUGAUAACGAUGAUGAGAACGACGUCGAGACGACCACUAGCGAGAACGAUAACGAUGAAGAAGGCGACAACAGUUCCGAAACAAAAACUGAAUCCUCCGAAUCCAUUAAACUUGAACCCCACGAAAAUGAUGAUGCAACUCUUGAGACCAGAGACUCCGCAGAAAUUCUUCCAACUGAUCCAAGUACCUCUGUUGAGAGAGGUGACGCAGAAAUGGUGGCUCAUGGUAGCCCUGUUGUGUUGGAAGUUGAUGCCACCGAAAACCAAUUGCAAUUGACAAACAUCAAACCACACUCAUACUACAAAAUCGCGAUUUCUGCAGAGAAUGCUAUUGGACAAGGAGAACCAGCUGAAUUUGAGCAUCAAACUGAUGAUUCCCCAACAAAAUAUGACGAAGGAAUGGAUUCUACUAAAGUCUUCAUCGCUGCCGCCAUUGGAGUUCUCUUCUUGCUCGUUAUUGUUGAUUUUGGAUGUUAUGUCACAAACAGAUGUGGACUCAUUUCAUGUAUCUGCUUGAAUCUUUGCGGAAAGAAUAAUGGAGCCAAGCAAAGAGACUUGGAGUCCGGAAGAGGCGGACCGGAAAGUAACAGACUACUCGAUUCAAGUGGUGCUAGGUAA
Messenger RNA from Caenorhabditis remanei, 2862 nucleotides. RefSeq lists its product as uncharacterized. The coding region runs from base 1 to 2862 and encodes 953 amino acids. The record is from RefSeq and is a predicted model, not a curated record. Gene Ontology annotation, molecular function: cell-cell adhesion mediator activity. Gene Ontology annotation, biological process: axon guidance; homophilic cell-cell adhesion; dendrite self-avoidance. NCBI's taxonomy places the organism in Eukaryota, Metazoa, Nematoda, Chromadorea, Rhabditida, Rhabditidae. The transcript is spliced from 13 exons. Gene Ontology annotation, cellular component: plasma membrane; axon.